AGCAGGGCCACGAGCGCAUAUAUUCAUCUCUUUCUCGCCAAGGCAUUCCAGCUGGCAAAUGCCGACGCACACUCGUUCAGCGAGCACACACAGAUACACGAGCACACGCAGCUACAGAUACGGUACACAGAUACAGAUGCAGAUACACCCGGCCGGACCAGUUUUUCCAGCCACCCUGUCUGGCGGACCGAGCGACCGCUUCGACUGCUUCGACCGCCUGCUCGAGCGGCCAGCGGCACACCGUCUCUCAUUCGACUCUCGCAUUCGCCGUCGUCAGCACACGCGCACGCAAAACGCAGAACGCUAAACGGCAAACGGGAAACGUACGGCAGCAACAUCAGGCGGCAGUACGGCAGCAACAUCAGCAGCACGGCAGCAACAUCAGUGCGCCAGCAGCAGCAACUCGGUUCGCUGGUUCGCUGUUUCGGUUUUCGUUUCGUUUUCGUGUCGUCUCGGUCUCGGUAACUCGCUUCGUGCCUCGUCAUCAGCCGAAAAAAACAAAAAAUAUACGAAAAAAAAACACCUACAAAUACAACAAGAAAAAAAAAAACGUCAGCCCAAUAAAGAGAGAAAAAAAAGGAAAAAGAACCGAAAGAUACAAACGUAUUAUAGCCAGGAAAAAGCAGCGUAGAACGCACCUCGAACAGGUUUCGCCGUCGUCCGGAGAAACAGAAAGGUGCUCAAUUCCGCCCAGUGUGGAGGUAUUUUUUCGGUGUUCCCGCAACGAGAAUAUACAAAAUAAAUAAUACAUCAAAUGAAUAACAACAACUUUCUGAGGCACUUUCGCGUCGGGUUUUAACAACAAUUUUCAAGUGUUUUCGCCGCCCGCCUUGUUUGUUCGCAAAACGCAAACACAGCGGCAUAGAAGAAAUAUUUGUGACUGUGGAAAAAACAACAAAAAGCUAAAGCUGUUUAGCCAAAAAUCCCAAAGAGAGCCAAAGCUAAAUUUUUGAUACGCGAAACAAAGUAAAAAGUAACAACACGAAGUUUGUUAUGCAAUUUUAAGCCACGAGCAGCUACAAACUACAGCCAAAAUCAAAAAAACGAAAAAGUAAAUUACAAGUGCAACAUGGUUUCCCACAAAAUGUUCAAAAUGUCUAACUAAAGCGUAGCCUAAAACUAAAAAGUAGCAGCCAACAAAAAACAAAGUUAAAUCAAGCGACCGAUCUUCUGCCGGAUCAUCAAGAGUUUGUAAACCUUCAGUCGAAACUGAAACAGGAAGCAAUCCCCGCAAGAUGCUGACCAUGGAAUCGGAUAUGAAGGGCAGCCUGCUGCAUGCCACCAUGCCGCCCCACCACACGAGUGCCGCGUUGCACGGCCACGCCGCCUCGCCAUAUUCCGCAUUGGCACCGCUGAUGAACCUGGGCCAGUCGCACCUGACCCACUCGCAGCUGAGCCACCACAACCACCACCACCACCACAUGAGCGCCCACAUCGCGGCCAGCCAGAGUCCCAAUCCGCUCAGCUCCCUCCAGUCCUCGAUGGCCAACACGCUGAAUGGCGGCCAGGUGGGGCAGCAGCAGCAGCAGCAGAGCUCCCCGCUCCACAGCUCCAGCGAACUGAGUCCCACGCAGAGCAGCAUCGGCAGCCACCACAUGACCUCGCCGGUUAGCCACCAGCAGCAGCAGCACCAGCAGCAGCAACAGCAGCAGCAGCAGCAGCACUCCCAGCAGCAACACCUGGCCGCCGGAUCCGCUUUGAGCAGUUUGACCGGCGGUUCCAGCAACAACAACAACAACAGCGCCACGGCCAACAAGAACCAGCAGCACGCGGAUCGGGUGAAGCGUCCGAUGAACGCGUUCAUGGUCUGGUCCCGCGGCCAGCGGAGGAAGAUGGCCUCGGACAACCCCAAGAUGCACAACUCGGAGAUCUCGAAGCGAUUGGGAGCCCAGUGGAAGGACCUCUCGGAGUCGGAGAAGCGUCCGUUCAUCGACGAGGCCAAGCGGCUGAGGGCGGUGCACAUGAAGGAGCAUCCGGACUACAAAUACCGACCACGCCGCAAGACCAAAACGCUGACCAAGACCAAGGAGAAGUACCCGAUGGGUGGCCUGAUGCCCGGCCAGGCGGUGGGUGGCGGAGCGCCCGGUGAGCCGGUGACCCCCACCCGAGUGCAGGGUCAGCCGGGCCAGAAUCAGUCGCUCAAUGGCAGCGGAGGCAGUGCAGCGGCAGCGGCGGCGGCGGCAGCAGCAGCAGCGCAGCAGGCGCGCCAGGAUAUGUACCAGAUGAACGCGCCGAAUGGAUACAUGCCGAACGGCUACAUGAUGCACGCGGAUCCCGCCGGAGCGGCAGCCUACCAGACCUCCUACAUGGGGCAGCACUACGCGGCGCAGCGGUACGACAUGGGCCACAUGUAUAACAACGGGUAUGCGAUGUACCAGACGGUGUCCGGCGGACAGACAUCGCCGUACGGCAGCAGCCUGCAGCAGCCGGGAUCGCCGUCGCCGUACGGCGGCAGCAGCUUGCAACAGCAGCCGGGCAGCCCGGCUCCCUACGGCGGGGGCGGAGGAGGAGGCAGUGGCACCCAGGUCUCGUGCCAGAGCCAUAGCCCCAGCGAUUCGAGCAUCAAGUCGGAGCCGGUGUCGCCCAGCCCAAGUGCCAUAGCGCUGAACAACAACAACAACAUCAACAACAACCACAUCAUGAAGCGGGAGUACAGCUCGGCGGCAGCGGCAGCGGCGGCAGCAGCAGCAGCAGCAGCCGCCGGCGGCGGGGAGCUGAAUCACCUGAUGAACAUGUACCAUCUGCCCGACGAGCAGCGACACCUGCUCCACUAUCAGACUGACUCGCCCGAUCUGCAGCAGCAACACCAGGCGAUGCAACAGCAGCAGCAGCAGCAACAGCAGCAGCAGCAGCAGCACCUCACGCAGCAACACCUCCCGCAGCAGCACCAGCAGAUCCCGCAGCAACACCAGUCGAUGCAGCAGCAGCAGCAGCAACACCACCUGCAACACCAGCAAUCGCUGAGGACAAUGGCGCCGCUGGCACACAUGUGAGAAAUGGCCAGCGCCUAUGGAGCAGCAGGCUCCAGUGUGAGCGUAUCGCCCCCACUGCCGCCGUACAUGCCGACGGCCUCGCAGCAGCAACAGCAGCAGCAACAACAGCAGCAACAGCAGCAGCAACAGUUGCUUAAUGGACGGCCCAGUCCGACGGCAUCGGGGUCGUCGGGCGGUCGCUCCUCGGCGCAUUCCAGUGGCCAUACCGCCGCGCAUUCACCCGCCUUGGCAGCCGCCUACCAGCUGACCCCCUCUGCCGCCCCCUCCUCCUCCUCCGCUAGAGAUGCUGCUGCUGCUGCCACUGCGGCGGCGACUGCGGCGGCCGUUGCUGCUGCAGCUGCGGCGGGCUCCUCGUUCGCCGCCUCGGCCAGCAUGCUGGACAUGCAGCAGCAACACCUCGAGGAGCAGCAGCAGCAGCAACACCACCAUCUCCACUACCAGCAGCAGCAACAGCAGCAGCAGCAACACUACCAGCAGCAGCAGCAGCAGCACCUCCCGCAGCAGCAGCAGCACCACCAGCUGUACCAUCACUAUCAUCCUGGCCACGAGGCAGCGGUGGCCGCCAGUGCUGGCCUCCUGGAUAUAUCCACAUUGUAAAUUAUUGAAAAUAUUAACUAAAAGCCCUAGGAUACGCACACCCACACACCCAAACACCCAAACACACACACACACACACACAAUUUUAGCCUUAGUUCUUAAGCAGGUUUAAUUCAAAGUGGCAGAGAAGAACCCACAACAACAACAAGAUGAAGAAACGCAUAUAAAUAAAUGAAGUAGGAUUAAUGUUUAGUCAUUUAAAUGAAGCAUACGCACUGUUGUACCACAAUAGGAAGACGACAACUCACUUGCAUUCCAUACUGUUCUGCUUCGAUUUCCCGUUUUUGAUUUUCCGCUUGCUGCAUAGCUAAAACAAUUGUGUGAUACAAAUAAAUUGUUGCGAGUUACUGAGACAACAAAUCGUUUGAUUUACCAUUUCAUUUCCAUACACUUUUUGCUGUACAAAACAUUCUCAGACAUUAAAUGUGCAUUUGAAGCAAAAACACAGAGACGCGGAAGCUGAAUGAAAACACAAGUUUAGUAGGAGUAAAGACAAUUGAUACGAGGCGAGAAAAGGAGCGAUGAAAAUAUUUCAGAAAAGCAAAGAAAAAUGUCAAAAACAUUCUAUUUUAUAAAUUCUCUUAUGCAUUAAGUAAUUAUAAUUAUUAUCUAUUAUAUAAACAAUUUAAUUAUUAAUUAUGCUUACAAAUACAAGACAAGACAACCAUAAUUAAUUGUAAUAAAGCGAAAAACAAAAUUAUUAUUAUUAUUAAAACAUAAAUCGAAACGAAGGCAUGAAUCUACUGCAUAAUACAAACACAACAGAAAGAAAAAAUGUUAGUAAACCUAAAGAAAAUUUAGUAAAAGAAAAACCAAGAAACGUGCAAAACGUGAAUGUGAAACAUGGAGCGAGGCAGCGAAAACAAACAAAUCCAACAAAAAAACAUUGCCAAGCACCUGGAAAUAAUAAAAACAAAAUCCACAAAAAAACAAAUAAAAGAAAAAUCUUU
Messenger RNA from Drosophila ficusphila, 4540 nucleotides. RefSeq names its product GATA zinc finger domain-containing protein 10 (gene SoxN). Gene Ontology annotation, molecular function: DNA-binding transcription factor activity, RNA polymerase II-specific; RNA polymerase II cis-regulatory region sequence-specific DNA binding. The record is from RefSeq and is a predicted model, not a curated record. The transcript has a single exon. NCBI's taxonomy places the organism in Eukaryota, Metazoa, Arthropoda, Insecta, Diptera, Drosophilidae. Gene Ontology annotation, biological process: cell differentiation; positive regulation of transcription by RNA polymerase II; anatomical structure morphogenesis.